This is a messenger RNA of Limanda limanda (common dab), 1098 nucleotides long. RefSeq names its product heart- and neural crest derivatives-expressed protein 1-like. Lineage: Eukaryota; Metazoa; Chordata; Actinopteri; Pleuronectiformes; Pleuronectidae. The record is from RefSeq and is a predicted model, not a curated record. Gene Ontology annotation, biological process: regulation of transcription by RNA polymerase II; heart development. The coding region runs from base 432 to 1067 and encodes 211 amino acids. The transcript has 2 exons. Gene Ontology annotation, molecular function: protein dimerization activity; DNA-binding transcription factor activity, RNA polymerase II-specific; RNA polymerase II transcription regulatory region sequence-specific DNA binding.
CCUGGGGCCCUCACACCUUCGCCGGGGUCAAAUUUCUCUGUUGAAUCCGAGGCAGCUUCUCCGGGAACCCGGUGGAGACGCGAGUGGAGCUCAGACCUUCUCAAAGAUCUCGCUUCUCAAGGGAUUUAUCAAACUUUUUCUUUUGCUGAAAGGUGGCUUCCAGAAUGACGACGAUGCAAACGUGUGUGUUGCAGCUUUGUUCCACUUCUUCUUCUUCUUCUUCUUCUUCUUCGUGAAUCCAAAGGGGAUGAAUGUUGGAUGAGUCGCUUUGGCUGCAGAUCCCCGAGCACUGACCGUUGUGGGGCCGCAGCAGCAGAGACAGACCCCCGGUUCCUCUCCCGGUUCCUCUCCUGCUCCUGGUUCCUCUCCUGGUUCCUCUCCUUGUUCCUCUCCUGCUCCUGGUUCCUCUCCUGGUUCCUCUCCGGCUCACCAUGAACCUCAUCGGGGGCUACCAGCACCACCACCACCUGAUGCAUGAGCCCUUCCCCUUCGUGCAGCGGUGCCACCAGGACGCGCCGUACUUCCAGAGCUGGGUGGUGAACCACGGCGAGGUUCCGCAGGACUUCCAGCUGCAGGCGCCCGGCUACCCGGCCGCGGAGGGCCUCGGUCCCCCCGGAGGAACGACCCACGACGCCCGGCUGGAGGGGCUCCAGGCCGGCAUGGGCAAGCGCAGAGCCUCGGGCCCGAAGAAGGAGCGCCGGAGGACGGAGAGCAUCAACACAGCCUUCGCCGAGCUGCGGGAGUGUAUCCCCAACGUGCCCGCGGACACCAAGCUGUCCAAAAUCAAGACUUUACGCCUGGCCACCAGCUACAUCGCCUACCUGAUGGACGUGCUGGCCAAAGACUCCGGGGAGACCGAGGGCUUCAAGGCCGAGAUUAAGAAAUUUGAAACCCGGGAUCUGAAGAGGAAACGAGAGCUGGUGAGUCCUGGAGCCUCCGAGGGAGAAUCACUGCAGCCGCUACACGCUCCUACCGACGGCCUGCAGGACUCUUUAGGAGCCGAGAAGAAGGUGAAGGGCCGGACCGGCUGGCCGCAGCAGGUCUGGGCCCUGGAGCUCAACCAGUGACCCUCCAUCCCUCCAUCCCUCCCUCCAUCCA